This is a messenger RNA of Tribolium madens (black flour beetle), 1369 nucleotides long. RefSeq lists its product as uncharacterized. NCBI's taxonomy places the organism in Eukaryota, Metazoa, Arthropoda, Insecta, Coleoptera, Tenebrionidae. The record is from RefSeq and is a predicted model, not a curated record. The coding region runs from base 31 to 1344 and encodes 437 amino acids. Gene Ontology annotation, molecular function: phosphatase binding. The transcript has 5 exons. Gene Ontology annotation, biological process: negative regulation of phosphatase activity.
UUGAUCAAGCGUUUAUCUUUCAUUAAAAUCAUGACAAAAGAUAACAUAAAUCCGCCGUUUGCAAACGGAUAUUGGGUCUGGGACGACGUUGCCAACGGCCUAGCUUUCAUCAGUCGUGAUGUCAAAGAAGCCACUCCAGGAUUACCUGCAGCCGGAGCAGCGCAACCUGCCAAAAAGGACAAAAUGGGUCAAAUCAGGUUUAAAGACACUGUUGAUAAUUUAGGCUUGGCCCAAUUUCGGCGCAUCUAUCAGCGAAGAAUCAAACCAACGGAGCCCCAAAUCGUCACAAUUCAAGACAUCAAAGACGUGGCAAUUUUCACAGCGGAGCGACAAGAUUUAACUCCCGAAUUUAUAGACUUCAUGCAUACACAACGAAUGGAUGAAUUUCUGCGCACUUUGGUCGUAUAUUUCCAAUACUAUUUCCAGGUUUGGGAUAAUUUAAUUCUGCGACGUGAAGAAGCCAAACGCAAAUUGCGACAACCUAUUGUCACUGUUUUGGAAAACAUAGUCCGAGAUAAUUUAGCCGACUUGCGUAGCAUGGUUGCCCGCAACUACGGUUUCAUAUUAAUGGGUCUCGAAGACACCUUCAAGUAUUACCAUAUGGGCAACCGCAACAAUGUUUCGCUUUCUGAUAAAGAUCGCCAUUUGCACGAGUGUCUCUUAAGCAUGGCUGCGAAAAUCGUAUGGAUUGCUUUGCUACGUAAAAACUUCACUGUCAUCGAAAUUGAAUUAAAUCGGCUGUUCAGAACUGAAAUUUUCAACACAAUGUGUCGCAUCAGACAGUCUACUUUCCAGACUAACGCUGAGGAGAAUCGUGUUUUAUUAGGCAAAGCCUUCACUCCUGAAAAGAAACUCAAACAUCGGUCUCCUGCCGUCCAGGAGUUAAUCUUCGACAACCAUUGCUAUAAAAUGCUAGCCAUUGGUCUCCUCCAAGUCGAACCAGUUGCAGAACGAAUCGCGUAUUUAGAAGCCGCCUACACCGCCCCUGAAGAAAUUUUGUUCGAUAUUCAAGUCGGUGUAGGAAUUUUGGGGCUUUCCAAAGACUACUUAAACCCGAUUUUGAUGCCAAAGGAAGGCAUGGCCAAAAGAAUUCACAUUCCGCUGUUUAAAAUGCCGGAAAUGAAAAUAAACGAAUGGGAUAUAGUGACUGAGACUUUGCCAGAGGUGCCCCCUAAAUGGACUGAAACGGAACAGGCGAGGAGUGCGAGGAUAAGUCAAGGGAAAAUGUGGCGGCGUUAUGCAGCAGGGCUGCCAAUGAAAUUAACAGAUGUGCUAAGUGCAAACAUUGAAUCAGCUUCUGGAAGUUAUUUAUUAUCAGGAUCACAUGAUGACGACGACAGGUGAUUCCUAAGAUAAUUCAAUAAAUCAU